AAGCACGCGCCAGGCAGUGAUGUGUCGCAGAUAUCAGAAAGAGAACCCAAAAUACCGCUCAACUAUGUAAUACGUGCAUGUGAGAAAGUGAUAAAGACUCCGAGAAUAGAAAAGGGUUGUAGAUUAGGCAAAAAGCUUGUUUUAGCCGCUGCAGUGAAUUUUGGGGAUUUGUGGGGGAUUUUUCUUGGAAAGAACGAGAAACAUUUCGCGUUCCUUGUUUUGAGCGUGCGACCAGCAGCCUAGGAGCGAUGGAACUGUCAUCUAUAGGUGAACAAGUGUUUGCAGUUGAAUCAAUAACCAAGAAGAGAGUCAGAAAGGGUAAUGUGGAAUACUUAUUGAAGUGGCAGGGAUGGCCACCAAAGUACAGCACCUGGGAACCAGAGGACCACAUACUGGACCCACGCCUUGUCCUGGCUUAUGAAGAGAAGGAGGAGAAGGACCGAGCCCUGGCAUACCGCAGGAAAGGACUCAGACCACGGAGACUCGUCUUGCGGUCUUCUCUUCUCCUACAGAAGAUCUAUGCCAUGGACCUCCGUAGUGCACACAAACUCCCAGAUACCCCUCGUCUGCGCCUCUCCCUUACCCGCUCCAUGGGCUCCGAGCUGGACCAGGGCAGUCUGCCAUACAGGGCGGGGGAGGGAGGGAGCAUCUACCGCCGCCUGGCAAGACGCAAGAACAAGCAGAGGGUGUCCAAACCUGUGUCUGACAACAAUUCCCUCCAACCACUGACCCGCAUACAGGACCCCAUGGAGCAUGAAUGGCAAGGCGCAGAGGAGAGACCGGAAUCAGAGUUCACAACAGAGACAUGGCAUAGCCGGUCAGAGUGCAGCUCUCCCAUGAUGGAGCAGGAGGUGGAGGAGUCGACUGACAGAGUGGAGAGCUGUGGUUCCGCACUGGGCUCUGGAGAUGAGACAUUGGGGGGUGGGGCCUUGUUGAGGGGGACAGGGGCAGAGAAAGUUAUUGUGAUGGACAGGCCAGAGGGUGGGACCUCUGAAACUAGACAGGAACAAAUGGAGGAGACUGACGAAUCAGAGAGCUGUGCUUCUGCAGAGGGACCAAAAUACCUUAACAUUGGCAAUAGGUUAGUGGACAGCGCCACAGAAGUGGAAUUGGGGACAGAUACCUUGAUUGACAGGGUAGAAGGGUUAGGCGCAGCUGUUAUUGACAGGGUAGAAGGGUUAGGCGCAGCUGUUAUUGAGAGGGUAGAAGGGUUGGGGACAGAUUAUUUUAUUGACAGGGUAGAGGAGAUGGGGACACAUAUUCUGAUUGACAGGGAUAGCACUUCAGUGGUGGAUGUUGGAGAUGAGACCAUGGCUGAUGGUUCAGUGGUCUGUACCGAUGUUGAGGUUGCAGAGGAAGUGGUAGAGAAUGACAGAAAACAGCAAGGUGAAGAGGUUGUGACACAGUGUCCAGACAGUAGUGGCACAGAAGUGAAUCCUGGCAAAGUGAUUGUGACCGAUGUGACUGUCAACUCUUUGACCGUAACUUUCAAAGAGGCCUUGGCAGCUGAAGGGUUUUUUAAGGGCUGAAGGACAGAGUUCUGAGAGAGUAUUAGAGAACAUGUAAGGUUAUACAUGAAAUGCAACCCAUAUGUUGAAUUUACCACUUAGGAACAUGUUUAGAUAAACAACCAUAAGUUUGUCAUUAGAUGUUUACAAAGCCUAUGAGAGUAAAUUGAUACCAAUUACUGUGGGUUUGGUGAGGUAUUGUACCUUUAGAAAAUUGGGUUGUAAUUUUCACAUUGUGUUUAGUUCUGGAAAGAUGAUUAGUAAGAGAGAAGGAUGAGGAUGGAUGGAUGAGAGAGAGCAGCUGACUCCUGAAUGUCAUAUUUAUAACAUUACUACUUCUCCAAUGUCUCUUAUUCUAGAUGUACUCAUUCCCAAAUGUGUUUUGGGCCUCAUUUUGGUUGCACUUUUGUAUUAAGUCGUCUGUCUUCCUCAGUAUUAACAGUAAGUUCUGCAUGUCCUGUCAGUCAUGCACACCCUUGUCCUCCAUUUCAUUUAAUAUGUUUAUUUCUAUAACAAAUAAAUAAUUUAGAAAGGAGAGAAGGAAUGCCUGGAGGGAUAUAAGUUCAGCAUUUUAAGAUGAAGGCUGGCUGCAUUGAAAGUAUUGUUUUUCUUUAUUUUACAUCUCAAAUUAAAAGAGCCUACCUGAUUCUAUUUUUGUAUUACCAUUUGAUAGUCCACCCCUCUCGCUAAGCCUUUGUGCAUUUCAAAAGAGGAGAUAUCAGUUCACACCACUCAUUCCCAAAUGUGUUUUGGGUCUCAUUUCGGUUACUCCUUUUUCAAACGCUUUUGUAUAAAGUCGACUGUCUUCCUCAAUAUUUACAGUAAGUUCUGCAUGUCUUGUCAAUCAUGCACUCCCUUGUCCUUAAUUUCAUUUAAUACGUUUAUUUCUAUAACAAAGAAAUAGAAAGGAGAGAAGGAAUGCCUGGAGGGAUAGAAGUUCAGCAUUUCAAGAUGAAGGCUGGCUGCGUUGAAGUAUUGUUUUUAUUUUUUCAUUCAAUUUAAAAAAAUGCCUAUUUUUGUAUUACCAAAUGAUAGUCCAACCCUCUCACUAAGCCUUUGUGCAUUUCUAAAGAGGAGAUAUCGGUUUACACCAUUGUUACAGUAGGAAAUGUGCAAACUGAAGCAAAUGUUCUCGGUUGUAUUUAUCGCAUGUCACAUGUAAAAGCUAAAUUAAAUUAUAUGUCACGUGUCGAAAAAUG
This is a messenger RNA of Coregonus clupeaformis (lake whitefish), 2707 nucleotides long. Its product is annotated as E3 SUMO-protein ligase CBX4. The transcript has 6 exons. The record is from RefSeq and is a predicted model, not a curated record. Gene Ontology annotation, biological process: negative regulation of transcription by RNA polymerase II. The coding region runs from base 249 to 1529 and encodes 426 amino acids. Lineage: Eukaryota; Metazoa; Chordata; Actinopteri; Salmoniformes; Salmonidae. Gene Ontology annotation, cellular component: PRC1 complex.